AUGAACAACGAGGGAAGCGAGCGCCGACGGUCCGCAACCUCGGUUGCGUCGAAGGCGCCCAUAUGCAGUGAAAAACUUGGCUGCCGUCGGGCCUGGCCUCUGGGUGGCGAUAGCGGCGUCGUCUCCGGCGGUGACGGCCUACUCCGCUGUCCGCACAAAGCUGGAAGGGCUACCCCAUCGGUCGGUCGCGUUUUGUUCGUCGGUGUUCAGCUGUUGUAUCCCACGCUAUACCGUCAGUAA
Messenger RNA from Soboliphyme baturini, 240 nucleotides. The record is from the annotation of a GenBank genome assembly. Lineage: Eukaryota; Metazoa; Nematoda; Enoplea; Dioctophymatida; Soboliphymatidae.